AUGAAGAGGAGGAAGGAAAAAUUCUUUGCAGCCACGAAUAAAUGUGUGUUCAUGACAGAUCGUGUUAUUUUCCUUGGAUAUGUGGUGUCUAAGGAUGGAAUUUCAGUUGAUGAGUCCAAGGUUGAAGCUAUUUUAAACUGGCCAAUCCCGAGGAAUAUUCAUGAAGUGUGUAGCUUUCCUGGGUUGGUGUCUUUUUAUCGCCUCUUUAUUCCUAGUUUCAGUAUUCUUAUGGCACCGAUAACAGAUAGCAUGAAGGCCGAAAAUUUUCUAUGGACUGAAGUUGCAAUGGAAGCUUUUCAACAAGUCAAGGAGAAAAUAACUUCAGCUCCCAUCCUUAUUCUGCCAGAUUUCACUCAACCAUUUGAGUUACACUGUGAUGCUUCCAAAAUUGGCAUAGGUGCUGUACUUAGCCAAAAAGGGAGGCCUGUUUCAUUUUUUAGUGAAAAUCUGAGAGGUUCUAAGUCAAAUUACUCCACUUAUGACAUUGAGUUUUAUGCUAUAGUUCGAGCACUCAAGCAUUGGAGUUCUUAUCUUGCCUACAAUGAGUUUGUUCUUUAUUUUGACCAUGAUGCUUUGAAAAAUAUUAACAGCCAAGACAAGCUCUCUUCUAAGCAUGCAAAGUGGGCUGCUUUUAUUCAACAAUUUACCUUUGUUAUCAAGCAUAAAUCAUGA
Messenger RNA from Prunus dulcis (almond), 672 nucleotides. RefSeq lists its product as uncharacterized. Lineage: Eukaryota; Viridiplantae; Streptophyta; Magnoliopsida; Rosales; Rosaceae. The transcript has a single exon. The record is from RefSeq and is a predicted model, not a curated record. Bases 1 to 672 code for a protein of 223 amino acids.